AUGGACGAAAAUCAAAACGCCAAGAAGAAGAUCAACAAAGGUGAUGAUGAUAAUUCCAGUGGUAGUAAUCGUAGCAGCGAAGGAGUGAGUAAGUAUUUGGAUUUAAGGUUCAAAGUUCCCGUGAUGAAGCGAUCAGCGGUUGAGAAGAAGAGGCUAUGGAAGAAACUCGGCAAGGAGAGAGAGUCACCGUUAUUCUCAUGGCACUCUGUUGUGGAUGCAAGUGCUAUUCCUUUUGCUGCGUUGACUGCUUGGCGUGCGUUGAAGAGUAAUGCUCGGAUACUCGAAGGACAAAGGCUAUUAGUUUUUGGAGGAGGAGCAGUAGGUUUUGCUGCAAUGCAGCUGGGCGUAGCCUUUGGGUAUCAUGUUACAGCCUCUUGUGUUGGUCAGACCAAAGAUAGAAUACUAGCAGCUGGUGCCGAGCAAGCUGUUGACUACUUAACAGAGGACAUUGAGGUGGCCGUGAAAGGAAAGUUUGACGCUGUGUUGGAUACUAUUGGUCGGCCUGAGACCGAGAGAAUAGGCAUAAACUUCUUGAGGAAGGGUGGGAACUAUAUGACUCUCCAGGGUGAGGCUGCAUCAUUAACUGAUAGAUACGGUUUUGUGAUUGGGCUUCCGCUUGCAACUUCACUCUUGGCAAAGAAAAAGAUACAAUAUCAGUACUCUCAUGGAAUAGACUAUUGGUGGACGUAUAUGAGGGCUGAUCCUGAAGGUCUAGCUGAGAUUCAACGGUUAGUUGGAGCUGGAAAGCUAAAGAUACCAGUGGAAAAGACAUUUCCGAUAACCGAAGUUGUAGCAGCUCAUGAAGCCAAGGAGAAGAAGCUGAUUCCUGGUAAGGUGGUUCUAGAGUUCUGA
Molecule: messenger RNA, 852 nt
Organism: Eruca vesicaria subsp. sativa (arugula)
Lineage: Eukaryota; Viridiplantae; Streptophyta; Magnoliopsida; Brassicales; Brassicaceae
Source: the annotation of a GenBank genome assembly